Raphanus sativus (radish) is the source of this 710-nucleotide messenger RNA. Its product is annotated as GRF1-interacting factor 1-like. Lineage: Eukaryota; Viridiplantae; Streptophyta; Magnoliopsida; Brassicales; Brassicaceae. The record is from RefSeq and is a predicted model, not a curated record. The transcript is spliced from 2 exons.
AACGAUUUAAAUAUAUACAUUCACAAGAAUAACAAAUAAAUAUUUUGAAAUAUUUCUGAUAUGCUUUGACAUCUUUAAAUUUAUUAUUGAAACAAUAUAAAUAACAAAAACAAACUAAUAUUAUUAUGUAAAUAAAUUUUGUUUUUUCUAAUAUUAUUUCUUCAUGCUUACAGGAACCAGGCAAGGCUUCAACGCAACCUAAUGUACUUAGCUGCUAUUGCAGAUUCUCAGCCUCAACCUCCAAGCGUGCUUAGCCAGUAUGGUUCUUCUACUGGUGGUGGGUUGAUUCAGGGAGAAGGAGGGUCACACUCACACUAUUUGCAGCAGCAACAGGCAACUUAGCAGCAGCAGAUGACUUAGCAGUCUCUAAUGGCGGCUCGAUCUUCAAUGAUGUAUGCUCAGCAGCACCAGCCUUAUGCAACGCUUCAGCAUCAGCAAUUUCACCAUAGCCAGCUGGGGAUGAGCUCAAGUAGUGGAGGAGGAAGCGGCGGUUUCCAUAUUCUUCAGGGAGAGGCUGGUGGUGGGUUUCAUGAAUUUGGCCGUGGGAAGCCGGAAAUGGGAAGUGAUGAAGGCAGAGGAGGAAGCUCAGGGGAUGGUGAAGAAACCCUUUACUUGAAAUCAUCAGAUGAUGGGAACUGAGAGUGUGGUACAAGGAAUUUAAAUGAUGAAGUAGUAGUAAUAGUAAGAGUUUGAAGUUAAUGUGUGUCCUU